AUGGUUGCUACCAAGUGGCUACUGCUCCUUCUCUCAGUUGCCCUGUUGGGCCUGAGCUCUGCUCGAUCCACAAAGAAGGAUGAAAAAAAAUCAGAAGAUCCUGUAGCUGCUCAUGCACCAAAUAAAUCCCAGAAGCAUGAUCAGAACACUGGCCAGCAACAAGGAAGUAACCAAGAGCCUGGGCUUCCAGAUGGACAGCAAGGAGGUCAACCAGGUGGUCAGCAGGGAAGACAUCCAAGUAGCCAACAGGGAGGCACUCAAGGUGGCCAGCAGGGAGGACCUCAAGGGGGCCAGCAGGGAGGACCUCAAGGUGGCCAGCAGGGAGGUCGUUCAGGUGGCCAGCAGGGAGGUCAUCAAGGUGGACAGCAAGGAGGUCAACAAGGUGGUCAGCAAGGAGGUCAACAAGGUGGCCAGCAGGGAGGACCUCAAGGAGUACAGGAAGGAAGACCUCAAGGUAGCCAGCAGGAAGCACGUCUAGGUGGACAGCAGGGAGGACCUCAAGGUGGCCAGCAGGGAGGACGUCAAGGUGGGCAGCAGCGAGUACAUCAAGGUGAACAGCAGGGAGGACCUCAAGGUGGCCAGCAGGGAGGACAUCAAGGUGGCCAGCAGGGAGAACCUUCAGGUGUCCAGCAAGGAGACCCUCAAGGUGGCCAGCAGGGAGGACCUCAAGGUGGCCAGCAGGGAGGACCUCAAGGUGGCCAGCAGGGAGGACUUCCAAGUGGCCAGUAA
Messenger RNA from Trichosurus vulpecula (common brushtail), 729 nucleotides. RefSeq names its product protein argonaute-2-like. Lineage: Eukaryota; Metazoa; Chordata; Mammalia; Diprotodontia; Phalangeridae. The transcript has 2 exons. Bases 1 to 729 code for a protein of 242 amino acids. The record is from RefSeq and is a predicted model, not a curated record.